Molecule: messenger RNA, 5408 nt
Organism: Sphaerodactylus townsendi
Lineage: Eukaryota; Metazoa; Chordata; Lepidosauria; Squamata; Sphaerodactylidae
Gene: PGBD5
Product: piggyBac transposable element derived 5
Exons: 7
Coding region: 1-1911 (636 amino acids)
Biological process (GO): non-replicative DNA transposition
Cellular component (GO): nucleus
Molecular function (GO): transposase activity
Source: RefSeq, a predicted model, not a curated record
AUGUUGAGCUGGCUGCUUCCACCCAUGGCUCUGCACACACACAGGGGCGGGUUGUGCCGGGGAGAGCGGGAGGCUGGGCUCCGAGGCGGCGGCGGCGGAGGCGGAGGCGGUGGUGGAGGAGGAGAAAGCGGUGGCGCUUCUUCCCCGGCUUGCCUGCCUCCCUCGCUCGCCGAGCCGCUCCUGCUGCUGGGCUGCUGCUUACGGCCGGACGAUCCGGCCGAGCGGGGGCUUUUGCUGGCGCCGGCGGCCGCGAUGAUGGCGGAGGGCGGCGGCGGCGGGCCGCGGCAGAAGGCGCUGUCCCUGCUGGAGGCGGCCCGCUGCCGCUACGAGAGCCUGCAGAUCUCGGACGACGUCUUUGGGGAGUCGGGCCAGGACAGCAGCGGGAACCCCUUUUACAGCACCACGGCCGACUCGGCCUCCGAGGAGGAGGACGACGAGCGCCCAGCCGCGGAGGGGGAAGGCGGCCACCGGGGCAGGACUGGAGGGCGGCCGGGCUCCAAAGCGGCGGCGGAGCAGCAGCUGUUGCAAGCGCAGGGCGGCUCGGAGGCGACUUGCUCGAGUCCCGUGGAGCAGCAGCAGAAGGUGACUGAGGAGGAAGAGGAAGACCAGAGGGGCUGGAGUCAGCGCCUGCGAGACACCACCACCCCUUCCUUCAAGGAUACAAGCGGCCCAACUCGCAAAAUGUCACCAGCUGCCAGUGCCAUGGACUUCUUCCAACUGUUUGUCCCUGACAAUGUGCUAAAGAACAUGGUGGUACAAACCAAUAUGUAUGCCAAGAAGUAUCAGGAACGGUUUGGAAGUGAUGACACCUGGAUGGAUGUCACCCUGACAGAAAUGAAGGCUUUCCUUGCAUAUAUGAUCUCCACAAGCACUCACCACUGUGAGUCUGUCCUCAGCAUCUGGAGUAGUGGUUUCUAUAGCAACAAGAGCAUAGCAUUGAUCAUGACUCAGCCAAGAUUUGAGAAGAUCCUCAAGUACUUCCAUAUUGUGGCCUUCCGUUCCAGCCAGACAACACACGGCCUCUACAAAAUCCAGCCCUUUCUGGACUCUCUACAACAUAGCUUUGACUCUGCUUUCAAGCCUUCCCAAACCCAGGUGCUCCAUGAACCUCUGAUUGAUGAAGACCCAAUUUUUAUUGCCACUUGUACAGAGCGAGAAACACGCAAGAGGAAAAAGCGGAAAUUCAGUCUCUGGGUACGGCAGUGCUCAUCAACUGGUUUUAUUUGUCAGAUUUACGUCCAUUUGAAAGAAGGGAGCGGUGCUGAAGGUCUGGAUGCUUUGAAGAACAAAAACCAGCUCCACAGCAUGGUGGGCAAGAGUCUUUGUAAGAACAUUGCAGGCAAAAACUACAUCAUCUUCACUGGCCCCAGUAUUACUAGCCUGAAUCUCUUUGAAGAAUUUGAAAAGCAAGAGAUUUAUUGCUGCGGGCUGCUAAGUGCGAGAAAAAGUGACUGCACUGGUUUGCCUCCAUCUAUGCUUAACAACCCAGAUGUGCCUCAGUCUCGAGGGCAGUACAGGAUCAAGAUGAAAGAAAACAUGUCCCUGAUCUGCUGGUACAAUAAAGGGUAUUUUCGGUUUUUGGCCAAUGCUUAUUCCCCAGUUCAACAAGGGGUGAUAAUCAAGCGGAAAAGUGGAGAAAUCCCCUGCCCACUGGCAGUAGAAGCAUUUGCUGCUCAUCUUAGUUAUAUCUGCAAAUAUGAUGACAAGUACAGCAAGUAUUUCAUUUCUCAUAAACCAAACAAGACCUGGCAACAAGUGUUCUGGUUUGCCAUCAGCAUUGCCAUAAAUAAUGCUUACAUCCUCUACAAGAUGUCAGAUGCCUAUCAUGUGCACAGAUACAGCCGCGUGCAGUUUGGGGAGAGACUUGUCAAGGAGCUGCUCGGCUUGGAGGAUAUUUCACCUUCUCAUUGACGGAUCAUUCUAUGUGUCUUGGGUCAGGAGAGGAGGGAGGAGAAGACUACAACUCCUGGACCAUCUGAAUUGAAAACUCAUCAAUCACUCUAACCAGGCUGCUCUCCUGAAAAAAAGAAAGGGGGGAAAAAGGCAAGAAGCCAGUAGAAUGGUGGAGGUUUUGCAGAAGGUACUGCUGGUGGUCAAAGGGCCCUGAAGAGAGCACCACAUCGAAGUGGUUCAUGUGAAUGCUCCCUGGGCGUGCAAGUGCACAUCAGAAAUGAUUUUACGUUAUUAGCUAUUGCUUAAUAAUAUUUGUCAAACAGGGUGUUAGUUGCCACAUGAGCCCCUUUCCCUGACCCCCCUGCCCUCACUAAAGCAGCACAGCAGCUCCAGUUGGGCAUUACAGACAACUGUAGACUUUCUUUAACUCUGUAGUUGGCACACAGUGUAAAGACACAUCCCGUUUUGUGGAUGAGAAUGCUCAGCAAGUAACAAGGGGUCAUGAAGAGGUUGCUAGAAGAGAAAUGUUUUAAAGAGCAUUUAAAUAUAUUUUGCAAGCCUGUUAGGCAGUGGUCUUACUUGAUUGAUGAAGAUUUUAUUUUCUUGCAAUGCUGUAAUAAGAAAUAUAAUUUGGGGAAGGGAAAAUAAUUUUUUAAAAAAUAAAUAGACAAAUGGCCAGAAACUGGACAGUUUACCAGUCAAAGAUGAAGACAUUUUGCCACCUCUGAAGUCAGUGUGAGCUUUGAAGUUGAUUUCAAUGGUGCCAUAUUAGAUGCAUAACAGAUAUAAUUCAAAGGUAAUAUGGCUCAUUGUUUUCCCAACAGCAUCGCUCAGGCUACAGGGGGAGAAAUGUAAAAAGUAUUUCUGGGAAACGUAAUUAUUUUUGAUGUUACGGGUUCAGCUUUUCAAAGAAUUGCCUAAACAUUAUAUGACCAAGGAUCACACACAGAAAUGGUAUUGGGGUCCAUGGGGUCUUUUCGUACAUUCCUCCAUUCUGGGUGCUGUUUUUCCUCCAAGUUUCUUCAUACCCUCAUGUUCCAUAUGUUGUAUCCCAUCAUUUCCUUGUCAUUUCUCUGUGCUUUCAAACCAUGAGAAAACACAGAAAAGUGAUGACGUAACCAGUGGUGGCAUUCAAAUAGUUUAACAACCGGUUCUGGUGGUGGGAUUCAAAUAAUUUAACAACUAAUUGCUUACAAGCACCAUUUUAACAACCGGUUCUGCCUAAGUGGUGCGAACCUGCUGAAUCCCACCACUGAACGUAACCACAGAAGAGUAGCAAAUGGAAAAAGAGGCUAUGAGGAAGCUCAGAGGAAAACCUCUGCAGGUCAGCAGCCAAACUGUGGGGAAACUGCUAUGUAAAAGUACCCAUGUCUAUAGGGGCAAAGAAAGCAGAUUCAGAAACCUGCCCUCCAUGUUAUGAAAUGCUACAGCAAGGGAAUAAAUGGAAUAACCCCAUGAUCUGUGCCCUGAGCACAUCAAGGGCAGCCUUCUCCUCAGCCUUUCUCAGUGCUGAUGCAGAUGUGCAUCCAAAAGCACAUAAUACCUUGUUACGUGUGAGGAUCUUUGGAAUGGAACCAUAAUAUAAUGCACUAUUUUCCUCCAUUGUUCCUUUUUUUUUGAAGUCGAUGGAUUAACUUUCUUUAUAUUCAAUAUCCACACAAAAACUUGGCAGGAAGAAGAAACAUUCUGUAUCAUCGUUCUGGAGAUCCCAGAGUUCAUAGUGGAGUUCAUAGUGUUCCUAGUGGAGACUUCCUUUAGGAGUUGUAAAUUUGAAAAAUUACCCAUUUGAAGAAGUAAUGCAGUGUUUUUAAAAUGCCAAGCCAAAACACAUAGGAAGCAAAAUAAAAAAAUGUAAUCUGUAACAGGACAACCACUUUGAAGUUAAUGCUCUAGUGGCCAAUAUUGAUAAGAUCUAGGUUUGCCAGCUGCAUGUUGGAAAAUAUCCAGAGAUUUGAGGGGUGGAGCCUGAGCAGGGUGGGGUUUGCCAAGGGGUGGAUUUUCCAUGGGGUAUAAUGCCAUAUAGUCCACCUUCCAAAGCAGCCAUUUUCUCCAGAUGAACUGAUCUCUGUCACUUGGAGAUUAGCUAUAAUUGCAGCAGAUCUCCAGCCACUGGCUGACAACACUAGGUUUCAUUAAAAACGGAAAGGAAUAACAAAGUAACAAAUUGAAAUUCCUUCUUUUUUUCCUUUUUAAAUGCCCAUUUAAAUCCAUAACACACUAAACUGAUGAACUUUAGGGGCUGCCUCUGCUGUGUCCCCCAUAUAAUCAUGUCAACCUUCACUUGAAUGUGUAAAGCUUCUGUCAGGGACCAUUGCUCUGUAGCACAUCAGGAAAUGAGCAGCUCUUGCCCUCUCUCACUGCACAUUUGAACUUGCACUUAGACAAUUAAACAAGAGUGGAAUACGCCUGCUUUGUAAAGCACAUUGUGCAAUUUAUUUUGGCUUGCAACUAGUUGUUAGCUCACUAAAAGAAACAGCAAUUUGUUAUAGGUGAAUCCUGAAUCACAGGCAAACAUCUGUGUGCCUAGACAAAUGAAGAAUUGUCAGAUAAUCACAAAACAUGCUGAUGAGCAAAAAUGGCCAGACAAAAUUAGGAGUUUGUUGUGGCCUGUGUGGAGCUGCUUGCUCAGGCCCGUUACUUUUUGUAACCCCAGAAACACCUCAUCUACCAUUACUCUUGAAAUGCCAGUCGAAAGAGACUAUAGAUCAAAUAGUUCCACAUAUGGGGAACAGCCUGCAAUGUACACAUUGCCAUUCAGCCAUGCUCACUGCCAGUAAAAAUAUCCUUGAAAAUUUUGUUAGUGUUUUUAAUUGCACUCCUCCUGUUGUCAGCAGCCACCCAGAAUGAUAAGUUCUAGAAGGGAAGCGACAAAAGUCUUCUUAUAGCAAAAAAAAAAAAAGUCAGACCAAUGGCACCUUAACAGCUAACAACUUCAUUGCAGUAUAAGCUUCUGUGGACCAAAGCCCUCUUUCCUAGCUACCCUCUGCAGUGCCUCCCAGGCUCACUAUGUGCCUCUCUCCAUUAUGUUGGUCAUCCAGUUUGUGGCAAUAUCAACAGUUUCGAAGCAAAAUGUUAGCCAUCUCCAGGGCACCUUGAAAACUGUCUUGUGUUGCACUCAAAACAGCACUAAAUAGCACUGAAAUAUGCAACUAGACUGUAUCCCUUCAUUUCAUAGUAGAUUUCAGGUGUGACCUUGGUUGCUAGAGAAGUUACCCACAGUUCAAUUUCAAGUGUCAUAAAUAAUGUCAGUAAGAAGGAUCUUGUUACAAACAGCGUCUACCCAGCAGCCUGCAAAAAACGAAUUCCUCCUCUUGAAAUGCACCACUGUGCUUGCCUGAGAAGAAGCUUCAUUCCUUUUUAUUCCCAGUGAUGCCAGUGGUUGUUAGGCCAAAGGUCUUGAAAGACUAGGGCCGUUUCCGCACGGCUGCCAUGCGCCCCCAAGCCGCCAAGAGUUCUGCCGGCGUGGGGGCGCAAGCCUGUUCACACGCAAGCAUGCGAGCAGGUUGAAGCAGAGU